This is a messenger RNA of Clarias gariepinus (North African catfish), 1665 nucleotides long. It is a transcript of the gene purg, whose product is annotated as purine-rich element binding protein G. NCBI's taxonomy places the organism in Eukaryota, Metazoa, Chordata, Actinopteri, Siluriformes, Clariidae. Gene Ontology annotation, biological process: regulation of transcription by RNA polymerase II. The coding region runs from base 346 to 1359 and encodes 337 amino acids. The record is from RefSeq and is a predicted model, not a curated record. Gene Ontology annotation, molecular function: purine-rich negative regulatory element binding; DNA-binding transcription factor activity, RNA polymerase II-specific; RNA polymerase II transcription regulatory region sequence-specific DNA binding. Gene Ontology annotation, cellular component: nucleus. The transcript has a single exon.
UCCCUCUGCCGUUUCAUCAAGCUGGCUGGGCUUUUUUUUUUUUUUUUUACCAGGGAAAGAUAAGUGUCAGAUGUGCGCUAAGGAGAAAAAAACACACACACACAGCAGUAGCUGAUAAUUCGACUGUGCCCACUGCGAUUUGAUUUGACCUUUAAUUCAGGACACGGAGCCGCUGAUCAGCUGAUGACCAGCCAGCCCGGCAGCUGCCAUUUUGCAGGUCAAUCGAGGUUUCACUUCAAACUUGUCCAGCGCACAAAGCCGACUAAGCUAAAAUAACCGAGCUUGAGCUCCAGGAUCUCGGAGAUGGAGAGGAAACCGGAGCGCUGUCGGGAAAUCUGAGCGAGCAUGGCCGACGGUAACACGAGAGAGAUGGAUCGAGGGAAAGGCAGGAUUACGGGCGACUCGUUUCCGAGAGGGGGCUACGCGCAGCAGUACGGCACGGCGACUCUGCCCGCGCUGCAAGCUCCCGACAUACAGGAGCUCGCGUCCAAACGCGUCGACAUCCAGAAGAAGCGCUUCUACUUGGACGUGAAGCAGAGCGCGCGGGGCCGCUUCCUGAAAAUCGCAGAGGUGUGGAUCGGCAGGGGGAGGCAUGACAGCGUGCGGAAGAGCAAGCUUACGCUGUCUAUGGCCAUGGCUCCGGACCUGAGGUACUGCCUGGGGGAUUUUAUCGAUUACUACGCGCACGUAGGCCUGCGAGGAGGCCACGCGCCGCGGCCUGAGGAGCCGAGCGACGCGCAACGGAGGCGGCAGCCGGACCAUCAUGCAGCGCCCGCAUCACCCAGCGGCUCCGCGGCGUCCGAAGAGCCCGCGCACCGGGUGCUGAAGAGCGAGUCGAUCGAGGGCGACAACCGGAAGUACUAUCUGGAUCUGAAAGAGAACCAGCGCGGCCGCUUUUUGCGCAUCCGACAGACCGUUAGCAGGGGGCAGGGCGCAGUCGGGUACUACGGCCAGGCCGUGGAGCAGACCAUUGUGCUGCCCGCGCAGGGCUUGAUCGAAUUCCGCGACGCGCUCUCGCAGCUCAUCGAGGACUACGGCGACGAACGCGAGGCCAACGGACGAGGCGGGAGGGGGGAGCGCGAUCGGGAAGCGGCGUGUGCCGAGCUGCCUGAGGCGGCGUCGUUCCGCGUCGACAACAAGCGCUUCUACUUCGACGUGGGCUCCAACAGGUACGGCGUGUUCCUCAAAAUCAGUGAGGUUCGCCAGCCGUACCGCAACACCAUCACGGUGCCGCUGAAAGCCUGGGCCCGCUUCGGCGAGAACUUCAUCAGGUACGAAGAGGAAAUGAGACGCCUGUUCACCUGCCGCAAGGAGAAGAGGACAGAGGCGCAGGCGGACAGCGAAGAGCGCGAGGAUUGACGGCGGUCCGCCAUCUGUGUUCUGUUGUUGCAGUAUGUCACAGUGAUCCGGUUUAUACAAUAUCCUCAUACAUGUCUCAAACAGUGUACCUCUAUAGCCUGUUCAAGUACCGUACUGUACUGUUUAACUCCAAUCACUCACAAUAGCACUUUUACAUCCAGCAGUACUGUUCUGUUUUUCAUUUGAAUUUAUUUUAUGGACGGUUGGAGGUCGCGUGACAUCAGGUUGUCUAUCAGCGAUAGCCCAUGAUAUAUAUAUAUUGGUUGUGCUCACGUUAAUUGAUCACGAGAUGGAAGUGUGUAAUCU